CAUGUUUAAUAAAUAAUAUCAAACAUUGAAACAAUCACAACAAAUCAAGAUUAGUUUAUUUUAAUAAAAUAAAGCCACAUAUCUACAGCUAUAAAGAUAACGUAAAAUUACAUUAAAGUAAAAUUUUAAGUGUAAGCAGUUAAUUGUAAAGCAAAAACAGAUAUAAAACAAAAAGAAACACGUGAAUUAAUUACAUACAAUUGAUGUAAAUAAGCGAAACUACCUGUCUCACAACAUGGUGGUUACGACACGUGAAGCGACAAAAACCUAGGUCAAUGGGUAUUUUUUGGUAAUAAGCGUGAUUAGGAACAUUGGAAAAAUAUAAAAUAUAGACUAACGUUAAUUAUUCUAAAACUGGUGACGUAAUAUAUUUUGACGUUGCCAUGUUUGUUGACAGUUGAGUUUUGGGUUAAAUAACCUCAAAAACUUGAGGAUUUGUCAGAGGGAAAAUUAUGGAUAACACGACGGGAAGUGUGAAAAACGUGUAAGAAUGGAAGGAUCCAGAAAUCCGGACCAUGACAAAACCUCAUUUUGGAAGAAAAACAGCAAAACAGUACCUGGACGACCAAGCCCCAAGAAAGAUGUGAAAAGUAGCUCAAAACCAAAAAUGGUAGGUGCCACGUCGUUUCAAGACUUUCAAGCUUCUGUUAGCGACGCCUGGGCAAUGGACGACGACGAUUUCUGUAUAAUAUCAGGACUAGAGAACACGAAAAUAUCGAAAAAAGUGUCACAAUCCGCAGCUUUAAACGUACUAAACAGCCACCGCAGCAGCACAGAUACUCCAAACUCGAAUGAAAAGCCUGAAAGUGGAGAGAUGGAGCACGUUAGGAACAGUAGAAUCCCGGGCAGGCCCCAACAAUUGCAUUGUCUACACCCGCCACAGGAUGAGGAUAGUGAAUCUAAGUUGGAACGUUUUGAGAGUGUUUUAGCCAAUCCUCCCAGUCACCAGGAAUUGUGCAAAUUGAGCUGGUCUGGGAUUCCCGUUAAGGUUCGCGCAAUCACCUGGAGGCUGUUGUCGGGGUAUUUGCCCAUCAAUCUGGAGCGGAGAAAUGGCGUCUUAGAGAGGAAAAGACAAGAUUAUUGGAAUUUAGUGGACAAGUAUUACUAUGCUGACCAUGAUGAGACUAAUCGUGAUAUUCAGCACCAGAUCAAUAUUGAUGUGCCAAGAAUGAACCCUUCAAUUCCCUUGUUUCAACAAAAAACUGUACAAAUUAUGUUCGAGAGAAUUUUGUUUAUUUGGUCUAUCAGACAUCCUGCCUCAGGUUACGUUCAAGGGAUCAAUGAUUUGGUGACUCCUUUUUACGUGGUGUUCCUUCAAGAGUUUAUUUUGAAUAAUCAAGCUUUUGAAACGUUUCAAGUUGAUACUUUAACGGAAGAACAGCUUAGAAUUAUUGAGGCUGACUCGUUUUGGUGUUUAUCCAAAUUUCUAGAUGGUAUUCAAGAUAAUUAUGUUUUUGCGCAAGUUGGUAUACAACGCAAAGUACAUCGGUUAGAAGAAUUAAUUAAAAGAGUUGAUGAGACGCUUCAUCGCCAUCUCAAACAACACAAUGUUAGUUAUUUACAAUUCUCGUUUCGUUGGUUGAAUAAUCUGCUCACGAGAGAGCUUCCUUUAAGAUGUACUAUUAGGUUGUGGGACACAUAUUUAGCAGAAAACGAUUGUUUCGCUUCGUUUCAACUUUACGUUUGUGCUUCUUUUCUUCUUUACUGGAAAGACGAUCUUAUGCGACAAAAUGAUUUUCAAGGACUGCUAUUAUUACUUCAAAAUCUUCCUACUCAGUCUUGGACAAGUUCUCAAAUUAGUAUUUUAGUAGCAGAGGCGUAUAAAUUGAAAGUUAUGUUUGCAGAUGCUCCCAAUCAUUUGCAAAGUAACACUGGUGAUAGCUGAUUAAAUACUGUAUUGUAAUAAAUUGAAUGUUCUUUUAUAAUUAUUGUUUUGAAACAAAACUCUUACAUUUGUUGUUGUAAAUACAUGACUUGACACAUAUUUUUAUAUUGUAUAUGUGAUUUGAAAUAACAGUUACUCAAUAAAAUCAUCAAA
Messenger RNA from Tribolium madens (black flour beetle), 2038 nucleotides. It is a transcript of the gene Tbc1d22, whose product is annotated as TBC1 domain family member 22B. Gene Ontology annotation, molecular function: GTPase activator activity. The record is from RefSeq and is a predicted model, not a curated record. Gene Ontology annotation, biological process: activation of GTPase activity. The coding region runs from base 491 to 1885 and encodes 464 amino acids. NCBI's taxonomy places the organism in Eukaryota, Metazoa, Arthropoda, Insecta, Coleoptera, Tenebrionidae. The transcript has 4 exons.